AAUAAGAACACGUGAUUGUUAACUACGUAUAUAUUGAUCGAUGAAAAUAUAACAUGAGAUUAUAUAACGUGUAAAACAACAUAUUUCUGAAAAUGUCUUGCAAAGUAACAUGCAUAUUAGUAAUUUUGCUAUGGGUUACAUACAUAUCAAGUGGAUGUCGGUGCUUUGUACAACACCCACAACGAAUAUUUUGCAGGGAAGAUUCUGUUGUAUUGGUCGGGAGAGUAAUAAAAAAGGAAACUCCUAAGGGAGGACGUAAAAUACAAUAUCACUUUAAACUAUUAAAGUCAUUGAAGGGUGUUCAUGAAUCAAUUGGUUCAACGAUUAUCAUAGACACGUAUUCCUCUUCUUCGAUGUGUGGUGUAAGAUUUAUGGCUGUAGGAGAACAGUAUGUAUUGUCAGGUCGGAGGGACAAAAAAACAGGAAGGAUAUCUACCAUAACAUGUGGUAACUUCAUUUAUAAGAUCACUGAUGUUACAUUUGAGUUGAUGUUGUACCUGUUUAGUGGCGGUUCUGAUUCAUAUAAACAAAACUGUGAUUGUAAAGAAAUUGUGAACCCUAGACAUGAACCUGGAAAAUUUGACUCCAAUAAAGGAUGUCAGCUUCCCUCAGGACUGAACGCUGACACUGAUUGCUAUCGUAAAACGGGAUUAUGCAAGAGAACGGGAAGUGUGUGUGGGUGGGAAAACGCUGACUGUGGGCCAUGAUGACAAGGACAUAACAAAAAUAAACUUGAUGAUAAUUUAAAAUGGAAUGGAUCUUUAAUGCCAAUUAUGCAGAAUAUAUAUGUUUAUUUGCUGAA
Messenger RNA from Mytilus trossulus (common blue mussel), 802 nucleotides. Its product is annotated as metalloproteinase inhibitor 3-like. Gene Ontology annotation, molecular function: metalloendopeptidase inhibitor activity; protease binding. The record is from RefSeq and is a predicted model, not a curated record. The coding region runs from base 93 to 707 and encodes 204 amino acids. Gene Ontology annotation, biological process: negative regulation of membrane protein ectodomain proteolysis; negative regulation of endopeptidase activity. The transcript has 5 exons. Gene Ontology annotation, cellular component: extracellular matrix. NCBI's taxonomy places the organism in Eukaryota, Metazoa, Mollusca, Bivalvia, Mytilida, Mytilidae.